UCCGUAGCGGUUCAUCUAUCUUUUUUGGGGUCGGCUGUGGUUGCAUAUUCGACGGCCGGAGUUUGUUCCAUCGCGAGAGCGUUCGAGGCGGCGACCUCGUUGGAAUCUAUGUGCAUUGGUGAGAUUAGGAGGGCUUGGAUUUGGCGACUCCGUUGGAUGCCUAUUUGUAUCCGGUGCAGGAUAAAUGCUUCUUGUUGGGGGUUUAGGGUUUUCGAGCUUGGUCCUUGUGGUCUCAUUCUUUCUUCCAUUGAUCGGCUUUUUCGUUAGGUGGAAAUGGAGGCUAUCUGUGGCCAGGCAAGCGGAUAUCCAGAGGCUUUUGAUUUUGGCCUCGGAGGAGACUGCUAGAGCGGAGCUUGAGGCCACGGUCGGAUACGGUGCAGUUUCCAUUUCUUGGAACUAUCACCAAUGCGCUGUUUGUUAUUGUCCUACUACUACUCGCUGCGCCCGCUGUAAAGCCGUUCGAUACUGUUCUCCUAAGUGUCAAAUUAUUCACUGGCGUCAAGGUCACAAGGAAGAAUGUUAUCCGCUUCCGAUUGUUGCACACCAAAAUCAUGAUGAGGGAGGUGAUGACGGCCAGAAGGUGAUAGAACAAGACCAAUAUGGAGACGGAUUUGAAAACGAAGAAAAGUUAGAUGCAAAGUUAACUAGAGCAUCCACCACAGAAUCUGCAUUGUUUAACUCCACAACAGAACUUGCACUGUUGAAUUCCUCUAGCUCUCCUGCGGUUUUACAUGGGAAGGAUGAUGAUGCAAGGGUUGAGCUUCAUGCUGAUGGGGAAGGACGGAACUCUGCUUCUGAAUCUUCCAGUGCUUCAUUUUCUGGAUUCUCUUCUUCUGCUGCUAGUAGUGAAUCAUCUGAUGAUGUUUCUGUGUGUGAGAGCAUAAGUUCAAAUGAGCCUGAUAAAUUAGAUAGUAUUUUUUCUGCUGAUGGCAAUCUUGACACCUGUUGGACUUCAUCUGUUGUCAACAAUUUGGAUCAAACCAAUCCAUCGUCCCCAAAAUUUGUUAGGCUGGUUGAUUCUGUAGAUAAAAUUUUGAAAAUAAAUAAAUUAAAUCAGACUAGGUCUGAUCAAAGUGGAGAGAGACAGUGCAGAGCGACUAGUUCUUCUGGAUCAGGUGGCAAUGAUAUGUGUGAGGGAUCAAUUAUGAAGGGUUCUAGAUUGUCUUCUGGUUUCUGGGACAGUACUCUGGAAUCAGUUCCAUCUACAAAUGUUGCUGGCAAUGAGUCUUUUAACUCUUAUCAUAAAAAAGGCGGUAAAGGUGCCUCACUUGAUUCUGGGUCAUCCUCACAUUUUUUGUUUACUUUGUCUGGAAAGGCUGCUUCCUCGCAUCCAUACAGCUCCAACGUGAAAGAUGCUAAAUUGGAUGAUGCUCCUCAGGGUGCUAAUACUUCAGGGCAUGCCAAGCUUUCUGGAGUAACUUUUUCAGAAAAUGUUGGUUUAGAUUCUUUGAAUGUCAGAAGCUCCAAGUCUUCAAAUUCUGGAUGGGCUUAUCAGGUUGAGUGUUGGUCUAACAAUAUUUUGCAUGCCGCAAAACCAAAAGAAGCUAUCAGUAUAGAUGUUCCACUAGUCAGUGAUUUAUCAUCUUCGUGUUUUGAAAAGUCAAGCUCUACUGCUUUCAUUAAUGGACCUAGAAAUGCUUCUCAUGCAUUAAAGUCAUCUGAUGCUUAUUCAUCCAAUGCCAGAGUGCAUGUUGUUUCCAGUGUGAAAUCUGGGAAAACUAAUGAUGUUCUCGCAAAUGUUGCUAAAUUACCUCAGGUUUCAAGUUCUUCUAAUUGUAAAAAUGGAUUGAAAACCUCCGUGUUGAGAGUUGUUGAUCAAUUCAGAGGAUCUAAAUUGCCAAAACUCUGUCAACUUGGAGCUUGUAAUGAGGAAUUUUUUUCGUAUGAAUCAUUUGUGAAACUUUAUAGUUGGAAUAAGGUGGAACUGCAACCUCGCGGUCUUAUAAACUGUGGAAAUAGUUGUUAUGCCAAUGCUGUCCUCCAAUGCUUGACUUUCACUGCUCCUCUGACUGCUUACUUUCUUCAUGAACUCCAUUCCAAAACAUGUGCAAAGAAAGAAUGGUGUUUCAUGUGUGAAUUUGAAAAUCUAAUUUUGAGGGCUAAAGAUGGGAGAUCUCUACUGUCCCCCAUAGGAAUACUAUUCCAACUACAAAACAUUGGUAGUCAACUUUCUAAUGGGAAAGAAGAAGAUGCACAUGAAUUUUUAAGGUAUGCUAUUGAUGCUAUGCAAUCUGUUUGUCUUAAAGAAGCUGGGGUAGUUUCAUCAAGUUGUUUAGAAGAAGAAUCGACUUUAAUUUGUCUAACAUUUGGAGGCUAUCUUCUGUCAAAGAUAAAGUGCAUUAAGUGCGAAGGCAAGUCUGAACGCCAUGAAAGAAUGAUGGACCUUACAGUUGAAAUUGAAGGAGACAUAAGAACCUUGGAAGAGGCACUUCGGCGGUUUACCAGGACAGAGAUAUUGGAUGGAGAAAAUAAGUACCAAUGUAGCAGAUGCAAAUCUUAUGAGAAGGCCAAAAUGAAGUUGACAAUAUUAGAGGCUCCAAAUGCUCUUACAAUUGCUUUGAAGAGAUUUCAGUCUGGAAAAUUCGGGAAACUUAACAAAGCAAUUCGAUUCCCUGAGAUCUUGAACUUGGCACCAUAUAUGAGUGGGACAAGUGAUAAAUCACCCAUAUACAAGCUCUAUGGUGUAGUGGUCCAUUUGGAUAUUAUGAAUGCAUCAUUUUCGGGUCACUACUUGUGCUAUGUUAAAAAUGCACAAAACAAGUGGUUUAAGAUUGAUGACAGCACGGUAACUCCUACAGAACUCGAAAGAGUCCCAACUAAAGGAGCAUAUAUACUUCUUUAUGCAAGAUGCUCACCGAGGGCCCCAAGAUUGUUGAGGAACAAAAGCAAGGCCAUUCCGUCCACAGUCAAUUCGAAGAAUCCACUGAAGUCAAGUUCUUCAACACAUUCUGGUCUCGAUGAAUUCUACCCCAGCUCGAUUCAUCGAGAUGCUUAUGGGAGCAUUGGAUCCUUUUAUUCAAAAUACAAUCAUCUGCAGAGGAUUUUAGAGGACUCAUCGUCAAGUGAUAGUUCUUCUCUUUUUAGCAGCAACUCUGAUGAAGGUUUUGCUGUACUGACAGCACAAAUGAUUCCACCAGUGCGGAUGACUUAAUAGAUUCUAUAUUCGGUGAUCCAAUAUAAUGGUGUAACAGCCCAUGGAGGAGUUCUGAUCCCGAGGCAUCUUCAUCUUCCUCUUCUUCCCCGAGGCAUUCACCCCUUGCUGAUUCAAACUGAUAUGCUUCAGGCUUGCCCGGAAUUUGCAACCUGCGAAUUAAUGGUGAAGGUAAGGGAGAUUAUCCUUUUUUCCAACUCCGACAUGAGUAAACAAUGUAGAAAGGUAGUAGUAGGUGUAGGGAAACUGAUCAAGAGAGAUUAGGAGGGGGUUAACACCCUUUAAAUGAUGCAUCUUUUAGAGAAAACCGAUGAGGGAAAGAAGAGAUUAAAAAUCUUAUUACGAGAUAUUGAGUUAAAAAAUAGAGGUAAAUAAGAUAUUUGGGGGGUGGGGAGAAGAUUGUAUAUGUAAUGUACUUAGCCUAGCUCUGUUUAAAGAAGGCAGUCCACGCCCUUUUUGCU
This is a messenger RNA of Hibiscus syriacus, 3612 nucleotides long. RefSeq names its product ubiquitin carboxyl-terminal hydrolase 16-like. Bases 185 to 3151 code for a protein of 988 amino acids. The record is from RefSeq and is a predicted model, not a curated record. Gene Ontology annotation, cellular component: nucleus; cytosol. Gene Ontology annotation, molecular function: cysteine-type endopeptidase activity; cysteine-type deubiquitinase activity. Gene Ontology annotation, biological process: protein deubiquitination. The transcript has 11 exons. NCBI's taxonomy places the organism in Eukaryota, Viridiplantae, Streptophyta, Magnoliopsida, Malvales, Malvaceae.